Messenger RNA from Pyricularia oryzae 70-15, 3375 nucleotides. RefSeq lists its product as uncharacterized. Lineage: Eukaryota; Fungi; Ascomycota; Sordariomycetes; Magnaporthales; Pyriculariaceae. The transcript is spliced from 7 exons. Gene Ontology annotation, biological process: amino acid transmembrane transport. Gene Ontology annotation, cellular component: vacuolar membrane. The coding region runs from base 838 to 3066 and encodes 742 amino acids. The record is from RefSeq and is a predicted model, not a curated record. Gene Ontology annotation, molecular function: amino acid transmembrane transporter activity.
AGGUAAACUUGGCUUGCUAGGUACAUUGCAAGCUUAGCUUAUUCCAGCGCCUUCUCGUCCCUAGUUGAUUGCUUCCACCAGAGAUCCAAAGUCGAUCUCAACCUAGCUGCAGAUGGCUUGCCCGCUUUGAUCCGAAAGAUGCACAUGGUAUAACCGAAUAAAAUUGCUGCUUUUGUCGGAUGAAGAUCACAGACAACGCUAAAUUCUGGCUAGUUCUACUGCGUACUACCCGUUACAGAGUGAGCACCUUCCAUUCCUACCUUGACCGGCUUUUUUUCUUCUUUUUCUUUUUCUUAAGUAGGUGAGGGAGGAGGUAGGUUGUACAUACAGUACUCCGUAGGAUUUCAGACGGCUCUGGGGCACUGAUAACAGCAACUGGGUUCCGUCUCCUGCCAUCACACAGGCAGGGAAACCGUAUGCAGUUUGGGAGAGCCUGGGCGGUCCCACCGCUAUCUUGAUUUUCUUGCUACGCUGUGGUCCCCUGCUCGACCCCAUGAUUCGAUUCAUGCAUUGUCAAGGUUUGCAUGCAACGACAAUUUCACAGCACGUACUUUAAAAACUCCGUGAUCUUAACCACCCCACUCGACCAACUUCGCCUCGCCUCGUGGGUUUGGUUGGGAUUUUCUUUGUAUUCGACCUAAUCCAGUUGUGUGUCUCGUGACCAUCAACUUCUCCCCUUGUGUCCAGAUCAAAAGAGGAGUAUCGCCACUCGCCAAAGUCGAGCACCAGAGCAAGUUGGUUCUACAAACAACAGAACCACGAACAAGACAAAGGAACCUUCUUGGAUAUAUAUAACCAAAAACGCGUCUGUUCAAUAAGGCGAUAGAUUCGGCGGGAAUGCCUUCGUCCUCGCGGAACCCGUCCACCUGGGACGAGUACGAUGGCGGUAUCUCGCCACACAGGACUGGCAGUAUGUCCUCAAUGGGUGGGAGGAGUGGUCGAAGCGUCCAAUUCCGGGACCAAGAGAACGAACCGCUGUUGGGCGAUGACCAGGAGCGACGCGGUAGUGAUCAGGACACCGAAUGGGCCGGAGGACUACGGCGGCGAAGGAGCUCUGUCACCAUGCGGCUCGCUUCCAUUGCAGACAUUGGUGGCGUCAACAGCAUGAGGUCCUUCACCCGCAGUUGGGCGCGUGCUGCCGGGUUUGCUGAGGUCAUACCGCAGCGGCCUUCCUUUGUGUUUGCGCAAGAUCAGGCGCCAAUGCAACCGGGCUCUACCGAGGAUAUCGUGUACAGUCGGAGCGGGACAGAGGGGGGCUUUCUGCGUCCAACGCUGGAGAAUUCCGGCCCGUCCCUCCUCCGGCAGCACUUGGAAGCCGGAAGCUCGGUCGGCUCGCGCAGUGCUGAGGCUGUCUUUGACGAUCGAGAUGAAAGCCCCUCGAGGCCCCUUCAGCCGCAGCAGAGCGGGGAUGGAAUCGACUUUAGGGAACGCGAGCUCAAGGCACUCGAUAGCGAGAUAAACAAUGGUUUCCGCAUCGGUAGCUGGAGUGGAGGCUCGGGCUCGGGCAGCGGCUCUGCAGCGAGGUCACAGUCCAUCUUUGCGAUUCCACCUCAUCUUGCGGCGCCGUCGAUUGGCGGUGACCCGGGACCAUAUGGCACGUCGUAUGGCUCCAUAGGUUCGCAGCAAAGCCUCAACUAUGGUACCGUUCGAUCUCGCGGCCGAGAAGAAUCCCCGGCCCGUGGCGUCUCUGUAGCACCGAGUGCUCGGGGCUCCGUCUGGGCUUCGGCGCCUGAAGAGGGCCCCGAUGCCGAGGUGCAGCCCAUCCUGGUCAAGGAGGUUGAACAGGACGGCAAGAUGGUUCUCACUGUGGAGGGCCAGAGCACUCUGCCCCAGACAAUCUUCAACUCAAUCAAUGUUCUUAUCGGCGUUGGGCUGCUGUCCCUGCCCAUGGGUAUCAAGUAUGCCGGCUGGCUGUGCGGAAUAGGAUUUCUCACAUUUGCUGCCGGUGUUACCAUGUACACAGCUGGGCUGCUCUCACGCUGCAUGGACCUCGACCCGAGUUUGAUCACUUUCAGCGACCUUGCCUUUAUCAGCUUCGGCAGCAAAGCUCGUGUGGCAACUAGUAUUCUCUUCACUCUGGAGCUACUGGCAGCUUGCGUCGCUUUGAUAGUCUUGUUCGCCGACUCCCUUGAUCUCCUGUUCCCCGGGCUCCUGACUGUCACUCAGUGGAAAGUCACAUGUGCGAUAAUUUUGAUGCCGCUUCACUUUAUGCCGCUAAGCCUGCUGUCAUACUCGAGCAUCCUGGGCAUAUUUUCGUGCUUUUCCAUCGUUCUCAUUGUUGUGACCAACGGUCUCAUCAAGCCGGAUUCGCCCGGCUCUCUCAUCGAGCCGGCGGCAACGUACCUGUUCCCAGCGAACUGGCUGACCCUGCCUCUGUCCUUUGGUCUGCUCAUGUCUCCAUGGGGUGGCCACAGUGUUUUCCCCAACAUCUACCGAGACAUGCGUCAUCCUUACAAGUACAAGCAAGCACUCAAAGUGACAUUCUCGUUCACGUACUGUCUUGACGCUGUCACCGCCGUCGCUGGUAUUCUCAUGUUCGGCGACAACGUCGCAGACGCAAUCACCUCCAACAUUCUUCGAACAGAGGGCUACCCUCGCGCGCUUACAGUCUUGAUGUGCUGUUUCAUUGCCAUCAUCCCGCUGACGAAAGUUCCGCUGAACGCGAGGCCCAUCAUCACGACACUCGAAGUGGUCAUGGGUGUCUACCAUGGUGCUGGCGGUGACCCCCAUGCCCCGGUACAGAUAUCUGGGGAACCGGCGCCACAGACGGGUUCGAGGAAAGUUGUCAUCAUGAGGGCUGCCAUUAGGAUCCUGACAAUCUUGUCAUUCCUGGUCAUUGCUAUUUUGUUCCCUGAGUUUGAUAGGAUCAUGGCGUUCAUGGGCAGUGCCCUCUGCUUUAGCAUCUGCGUGACUCUUCCCAUCGCGUUCUACCUAAAGCUCUUUGGCCCCGAGAUAAGCGCAAGGGAAAAGGUCAUAGCGUGGAUCAUUAUGUUGACGUCGUUUGUCAUGUCCCUUGUGGGCACCGUUUGGGCAUUCCUUCCCAAGAGCCUCAUCAGCUCCGCUUGAAGGGAGGAUUGAUCAUUGACGCUUGGGUACCGAAUCCGGUGAAAUCCUGCGGAGACGGGAUAUUCGCGUUUGUAUAGUUGUUAAAUGGGCAAGCAUGAUGUAACGGCAGUUAUUUGCAAGGGGGAAAAAAGUUUGUUUUAUUGUUAGGACUAAAUCUAGUUUGGCUCAGGUAUUAAUUGGCGGGUAAUGGCUGGUGUCUGGGGGUUUCUUGCCUUGAGCAUCCAAGGAUCAUAUUGUUUUCAACAUUUACAUCACUUGCUGCAUACAUCUUUAUUUGAAAUGGCAAUAGUAUCAAGAUGAUACCGGCUA